This is a messenger RNA of Dentiscutata erythropus, 213 nucleotides long. The record is from the annotation of a GenBank genome assembly. Lineage: Eukaryota; Fungi; Glomeromycota; Glomeromycetes; Diversisporales; Gigasporaceae.
AUGUCAGAAUUUAACUUGUUGAAAGGUAACUUAGAAGAGUUUUGUUAUGCUGUUGAUAACAUUAAAGAAACUAGCAGAACAAGCAUGAAAAUUUAUAAUAUUGAUAACUUAGAUUACAUAUAUGAAAAUGACUUGGAAAUUGAUCAAGAAGCAAGAACAUUAAAAGAAUUGCCAUACGAAUCAAAAAGAAAAUCAAAGCAAUCAACCUCUUAA